Cynara cardunculus var. scolymus (artichoke) is the source of this 729-nucleotide messenger RNA. Its product is annotated as glutamate receptor 2.8-like. The transcript is spliced from 4 exons. Gene Ontology annotation, molecular function: signaling receptor activity; ligand-gated monoatomic ion channel activity. NCBI's taxonomy places the organism in Eukaryota, Viridiplantae, Streptophyta, Magnoliopsida, Asterales, Asteraceae. Gene Ontology annotation, cellular component: plasma membrane. The record is from RefSeq and is a predicted model, not a curated record. The coding region runs from base 1 to 729 and encodes 242 amino acids.
AUGGAGCACCAAAACCACAUUGUUUCCUUGGUGUUCUUGGUUGCCAUGCUCUGUGUUUGUUUCAUGGUUGAUUUUGUGCAAGCGUCUAUUUUAGUAACAKCRGAAAAAGGUKUAACUGAGGAAAAGUAUACCAAACUACGCUCUACGAAAACCAUGACGAGUACGGCCAUCAAAGAUGCAUCCAGUCGAAAGAGAAGAUCUAUCCAGGAGCAAGGUGAUACUGGGCAGGUUGAUGUAUGUGCAGACAUCAUAGGGCCARAAUGGAAGAUUAAGAAGCAAGGAAAAGGUCCAUGCCCAACAUUAGUUGUGUGGGUGCCAAAGAAAACCGGCUUCACCGAGUUUGUUAAAGUCAACRAACAAUUAAAAGUGGAAGGUGGAUUCUCCGUAGCCGUAUUCUGUCAUGCAUUACAAUUAUUACCUUUCAACAUCAAGCCUAUCUUCAAAACUUUCAUCAAUGAUAAAGGGGAAAGUGGCACCUAUGAUCAACUUCUACACCACAUUGAGGGCAAGACUUGUMACGCUGUGGCAGGAGAUGUUACCGUGCGUGGUGCUCGAGCUCAGUACGUUGAUUUUACGAUCCCCUAUCUGAGCUCUGAAGUUUAUAUGCUUGUGCAUGCUACACAUGAAUGGAACCAAACCCUGUGGACUUUUGUAAGACCYUUUACCAAGAGAUUAUGGAUCACACUACUUGCAACCCAAAAUUCACAUCCCCAUUCUAUCAGAAACUAA